AGAAAUUGUCAGUCAGUUAAUUGAUGUUCGGCGCACCUGGAAGAGUUAUAAUGCUACGACGCUAUUAGAUACAUUCAUAUAAAUGUAUGAAAUAUAAGGGAACGAGUGUUGUGAGCACUGGGAACACCCCCUACCACAACCCAACUGCACUCUGUUCCCACCCAGAGCCAAGUAAAACAGCUGACUGCCUCGUGUUGAGAUCUGCGCCUGCGCUGCUUUGGCGCCCAAUAAAAAUACGGGGUCCAAUUCAUUCAAUUGCAUAACAAAUACGCAAGGAAAAUAACGGUAUCGUUAUCGUGUGUGCCCACGCUCAGUCAGAUACUGACGUGCCUGUCCCAACGGUCGUGUGCGCGGAUUCCCCCCACUGCGCUUCCCGCGUUUUAUAGCUGGAAAAAGUGUCCAUCAAUCCGGGACAAACUCUCCAUUUCAUCCGCCAAAGAACGCAAAGGGCAGCCGAUCGAAUGGAUUAAUAAUUGCGAGAAAACGUAGUAUGCCCUGCCCAUGUAAUAGCUGCACUUCGAGUGGAACACACUGCUCAUAGCAUCGGUCCAGGACUUCAGACCAGGACAAGUCCGUAGUCCCCAAAGUUUUGGUAGGCGGAUUCGGAUUCGGAUACGGAUUCGCUUCCACAAUUGUGUGCGCGUCCCAUGGCAGAACUGGUGCCGCUGCUGCUGGCUGGCUAGGGACCCCAAACCGGAAACGGAAACGGGCCACGCAAUCGGAAUUGGAACCGGAACUCGAACUCGAACUCGAUCUCGAACUGGUACUGGAACUGGAACUGGAACCGAUUUAGCAAACGAUCAAAGGUAUUAGCAAGGCAUGGACACCGCUGCCGCCGCCGCCGCUGCAGUCGCCGUUGAUCUGAAACCCGAUCAGCAGCUCCUCGGCAGUUCGACAAAGUCCAGGAUUGGACCCGGAGGCGGAGGCGGAGGAGGAGGAGGAGGAGGUGGAGGAGCUAGUGGCUGCGAUUGUCUUGGCAGCACCGUGGAGACCAUGUCGCUGACGCCGCCACCCACGCCGCCAUCGCGCGCCUGUGAUGUCGCCGUCGAAUCAGGUGUUCCCGGUGCCCAGGCCGAAACUCAUGCCAAGAACGGUCUGAAGGGCAAGGAGGCGACCGAAAGCGUGUCGCCAGCAACUGAACCCACUCAGCCGGAUCUGCCCGCCACCACAUCAACGUCUUCCGCCAAAGCUUCCAUAACGCCAACGUCUGCCCUGCCGGGAUCGGGAUUGGGAGUGGGAUUGGGAUCGGUGGGUGCAGCAACGGAGCAUCCACCAGCUGCAGCUCCUCCAUCAGUGCCCAGCAGCAGUAGCUCCGGAUCCGGAUCCGGAUCCGGAUCCGGCGAGAAUGUGGUCCAACUGCUGCCCUGGCAGGAAAUGCCCACGUAUCUGCAGUUCAAUCCGUACGUGCUCCGGGGAUACCGACCCCUGCAGACCUUCAAGGGAUGCCUGCUCAGUCUCUUCUACUGGCACAACGAGACCAUCAACAUACUGACACACGCCAUACCCAUCUUCUACAUCCUUGCGAUUGUGCCGGGACUGAUGCCCUGGGACAGUGGCUACAAGUUUCUGUCGUUCUGUCACGUCUUCGGAUCGGUGGCCCCCUGGUGCGGAAGCUUCGUCUACCAUCUGUUCAUGAACAUCGAGAAGGGCGAGAACGUCUACUACACGCUGCUCAAGCUGGACAUGGUGGGCAUCUGGGUGAGCCAGAGCUUCGGUGCCCUGCCCCUGGUCACGGCCACCACCUUGUGUUUCCCGCCGGUGCUCAAGUGGCUGAUCAUUGUCUCCUAUUGCGUGCUCUCGCUGUGGGGCCUCUACAAGGCUCUGACGGCCAGUUCGCCCUGGCAGCGGCGCUUGUGCUUCGCCCUGCCCUUUGGCAUGCGCUCCAUCCUGACCUUCCUGCGCAUCCGAGGAAUGGUGGGCGGCAGCCACAUGGCCCUUUCCCAUGUCUACCUGCAGGACGGCGUCUCCAUACUGGGCGGGGCCAUCGGAGCGAUGCGAAUCCCCGAGAAGUGGUUCCCAGGAGUGGUCGACUUCUAUCUGAACUCCCACAACAUUAUGCACGUGCUGGUCGUGGUGGCAGUUUACUCCAUGCACAAGGCCACCAUCAAGGACUUCGAGUGGAUGUCGACGCAGACCUGCCACACGGCCGCCAAUGCCACGGAGCAGGCUCUGGGGCACGUGGAGCUAUGACCCGCUUAUUGGCUGCUGCCGCUGGUGCUGCUGCCCUUGCCGUGGAUAAUCCUGGCCAAGAGGCGUGCCCGGCGGCACUUGAUCCGCGCCCUAAUCGCUCCCAUCGCCUGGCGGCGUAGGCAGGCCCAAGUCCCCGGAUGAGACUAGAUGUGACUGGAUGAGACUAGAUGAGUCUAGACAUCAAUUGAGACACUGAGGAGACGGAGGACGACGACGAACGCUACUUGAAUAUACCGUGUAUAAGAGAGCUGUUGUAGUAACAAUAUACAUAUGUAUAUCUAGGUGUAGGUAUAGGCCAUACAUAUAUGAACUGUAUGCGUGUAUUUACAUAUAGUACAUACUUCGACUGUGGUAUUAAGCAUUAAGGUUAUUUAAUAACUGAGACAAGACGAACAAUAGUCGGUCAAUAGGCAGGAGGGUUUUCGGAACCAAGUCUUCGGAUUUUCACGCUAAACUCUUGAGUAUACAGUUGCUAUAUGGCUGCAUAAUGGGUAAUAAGUAUUGAGUAAUGAGUAAUGAGUAAUGGGUAAUGAGUAAUUGUAAUGAUGAUUUGAAUGAUGUUGAUACACAUGUACCUCAUUGUGCUUACGACAACACAUCUUAUUUUCAAAUACUCGAAUGUAUAACUUUGUACCUCGUCGAAAAUUCUACAAUAAGAACACCUAUAAGCUAAUCUCUUCCUAGUUGAUCUUUUUAGAUAUGCAAAUUGUUAAUUUUGGCAAGCUAGUGGUAGUGUUAGCCUAGUUAAAGCUCCAAUCUGUGCAUAGUUGUGAACGAAACUCAACCACUCAGUUGUUGCUGUUGUGUGCCAGUAGUUAGAAACCCGUAUUCAAGUUGGACAAGUGUGAAACCAAAACAAUCUUCUUCUGGCGCGUCGCUACUGCAACGAAUCACGUACAUAUGGUACAUACGUAGUAGAGUUCGAUAUGAAUUGGGUUUAUAUCAUUUAUGUCAAUUGAUUGCGCAACAUUAACCUCAAGUAUUUAUUGAGCUCCCCGAGUAUUGAAUAAUAUUAGAAACCGCAAUAUUUAUUACGAGUACGAGUACCCUAGGUGUUAAGCAUUAGGGCUGGUAUACAACCAACUUAACUAAACGAUAGCAACUUUUCGGACGUGGGUCUAUUUUAAUCCUAGCAAAAUGUUUUAGUAGUGUCAAUAAUUUACACCACCCCGUGAACGAAAAAGAGAGAGAACAAAUCUAACAAGUGAAACGUAAGCUAACAAACUAAUUCAAACAAACAAAGCAAUAAUUAUAGGCAGACUCAAUGCUUUAAGUUUAAAGUUGCUGCUAGACGUAAGUGACAAUUAUACGAAUAAUGUAAAAUGAUUUUCUGAGAAGGUUAAUUAAUCAUUAAAAGUGUAUUUAAUGAGCAAACGAA
Molecule: messenger RNA, 3568 nt
Organism: Drosophila gunungcola (fruit fly)
Lineage: Eukaryota; Metazoa; Arthropoda; Insecta; Diptera; Drosophilidae
Product: progestin and adipoQ receptor family member 4
Exons: 8
Coding region: 820-2190 (456 amino acids)
Cellular component (GO): membrane
Molecular function (GO): signaling receptor activity
Source: RefSeq, a predicted model, not a curated record